AUGCCUAAAGAUUUAAGUGAGGGAGUCAGAGGCCAAAUUAUUGCUCUCACUAACGAAGGUUACUCACAACAACAAGUAGCAGCAAAGUUGGGAGCGUCAAAAGGUGGUGUGCAGCGAAUCCUGGAAAGGUUCAAAAAGACACAGUCUUAUUCAAGUUUAUCAAAACCUGGCAGACCACGUAUUACAACACGGGAAGAUCAGUUUAUAAAACUGACUUCUUUGCGCAAUAGACGAGCAACUGCCAGUGUCAUUCAAUCAUCAAUUAAUGCCACCCGAGAGAAACCAAUUAGCAAAACAACAGUAAGAAGAACAUUAAAUGCAAGUGGUCUGAAAGGAAGAGUUGCAGCUUCUCAACCAUUGCCACGUCCAAUAAAUAAGCGGAAGAGAUAA
This is a messenger RNA of Dendronephthya gigantea, 390 nucleotides long. RefSeq lists its product as uncharacterized. The transcript has a single exon. NCBI's taxonomy places the organism in Eukaryota, Metazoa, Cnidaria, Anthozoa, Malacalcyonacea, Nephtheidae. Bases 1 to 390 code for a protein of 129 amino acids. The record is from RefSeq and is a predicted model, not a curated record. Gene Ontology annotation, molecular function: DNA binding. Gene Ontology annotation, biological process: DNA transposition; DNA integration.